AAGCAAAAACAAAGCCGAGCGAGUCGGACGUGCGACAAUCGGUGCGCGGGAUUUUAAGUUUAAUUGUUAAAUAAUUAAAUGCUAUUUGAUAACACAUUGCCCCGUCAUGUCGAAACUCCCGCGCCUCAGUAAUUCUUCGUUAGUGUUACAAAAAGAAUUGCUUUGAUUUGCACAACAUUCGUAUGUGUGAGUGUUAGCGGUAACUGCACUUCUUCCAGUUCGGUUGUUUUUUGUCUACACGAAGUGUCUCUAUGUGCGUCCAAUUGAAUUAAAUAACGAAUUUGCGAAGCAUCUUUGACAGGAGCAGCAUUGAAAUCGAAAUGGAAAAAUAACUGUUAAACGAGGGCGGCAACAGCGACAGCAACUUUUUGUAACUGUUGUUUAGCAAAAUAGAAAAAGGAAGAGAAAAGAUAUGAGUGCUUAAAGUGUGAGCUGAAAUUGCCAAAAGUGUGUAUUUAAAUUUUAAGUGAAUAAUUUAGUGCAACGUACUCACACACACGCAUGUUAGUUUAUCGUCUGUCUGUGUUUUCGUGUGAUUGUGUGUGUGGUGUCUACAACAAGAAUAACAAACCCAACAAUAACAACAACAACUGUGCAAGGAUCAACGACAACGCCGCCGUCGCUGUCGUCGUCAGGGUAGUUUGUUUGAACAAAGCCAAAGCCUAACAUCCAUACACAGAGGAACCCAGAGACUGUGGGCUGAGGGCAAGAGGCGAGAGCUCUCUUCUCUUUUGUGCGCUUUUGCCGCCUGGAAUGCGCUGCAGCCCAACAAGAACAACAGGAACAAGAGCAGCAGAAACAACUACAGCGGGCGACCGUGACGAGCACACAUACUCACUCGCACACACACAUAUACACAAAUUCAAACUCACACCGUUACCGGUGGCACGGGGAGGAAACGCUGUUUAAUUGCUUGCAGGAGGCAGCAGCCAUCAAACAAACGAGUGCACUUGGAUUGUGAAUCUGUUCCCGUUCCCAUUCCCAUUCGCGUUUCCAUUCCCAUUCAGAUGUGAAUGCAUUUUGGGCAAAUAGAUUCACGAUUUAACCGAUGACGCCGCUUGAAAGUUUGAAUGCAUUUCAUUUGCUGCCGAAACUCCACAUUGAACUGAAUCGAACGCGAACCGAAUAAAAUGUCGAUUAAACGUAAAAAUAAUAAUAAGCUAAAGAAAAAAGAAAUUUUCAUCGUUUUGCAAUCCAUCGAGAAGUGAAUUUACAAACCCAAAUCAAUUAGAAAAGAACGUGUAAGCAGAUAACGAAAACGAAUACGAAUAUUCGAAUCGAUUGCAUUGAUAUUGAAUUAGUUGGAAGAAGAAUCCCGGAAUCAGACACUUACGGAAAUGGAUCUCAGUCUAGAACGCGACAGCUCUGCGCUGGGCAGUCUGUUUCAACAGAUUAUCAAUGACAUGAAGAACACCUCACCGCUGUGGGAGGACUUUGUGACAAAGGCGAGUAAGCUGCACACAUGUCUGCGCGCUGCCAUUCAGGCAAUUGCCGCCUAUUUGGAUGCCUUCCAGAAGAUUGCCGAUGCGGCCACCAAUUCCAGAGGUGCAUCCAAGGAAAUUGGCACCGCCUUGACCCGCGUCUGUCUGCGCCACAAGGCGGUCGAGACGCGUCUGAAGACCUUCACAAGCGCCAUUAUGGAUUGCCUGGUACAGCCGCUGCAGGACAAGAUCGAGGACUGGAAACGCACCGUGGCGACCAUCGAUAAGGAUCAUGCCAAAGAGUAUAAACGCUGUCGCAGUGAGCUCAAGAAACGCUCCAGCGAUACGCUUCGUCUGCAGAAGAAGGCGCGCAAGGGACAAACGGACAACAGUCUGCAGUCCCUGAUGGAUUCCCAUAUGCAGGAUGUGACACUGCGCCGCGCUGAGCUCGAGGAUGUGGAGAAGAAGUCACUGCGUGCUGCGAUGGUCGAGGAACGAUUGCGCUACUGCAGCUUUGUCCACAUGUUGCAGCCGGUGGUGCAUGAGGAGUGCGAGGUGAUGUCUGAGCUGGGACACUUGCAGGAAGCUAUGCAAUCCAUUGCUCUGGUCACCAAGGAACCCAGCGUAUUGCCGCAGGCUUCGGAGGAGCUCAUACAUGAUGCCAAGGCUAGCAUUAAUCUCUAUCCAGAAUCGCCAGGCGGUGGCUCUGGUUCACAGGGCGGCGGUUGCUCCAAUUCCUUGGGAUCUCGCAAGAGUUCCGUCUGCUCCAUUAGCAGCAUGAACAGCAGCGGUUCCAGCAACUCGCCGGGUCAUCAUCAUUAUCAACGCUCGCUCUCGCAGUUUGUAACGCCUGCAAUUCGCUUGAAACCUGGUGAAUCCAGUGAUAGUGGCUUUUGCUCAUCGCCAGCGCUAACAACACAGACUUCAACGGCUACAAACCAGACGCAUGCUGUUGCCACUUGGCCGCCACAUUCCCAGGAUGCAGUGGACUCAUUGCCACCGACAGCUGAUCGUCCGCAUACGAUUUCCACCACCUAUGAGAAGGGUCAUCAGCGUCCACCGUUGACAGUCUACACGUUCCAGAAUCCAGAGACCAUACACGAGUCGAACAGCAGCGGCAGCCUCAUAGCAGCAACAGUUGCUGUUGCCACUGGCAACUCGUCCGCAUCGGGCCAGAACACGCCGGCAACACAGAAAUCGCCAGCAGCUACUCUGAGUCGUCCUCCAUUGCCAGUUAAGCCAGCACAUGUGCGCUGCUCGUCGCUGGAGCGUCCAUUGUCGGCGCAGAGCAAUCAUCGCCAGAACAGUGGACAGAAUCUGUUGCAACGUCAGUGCCCCUCACCGAUACCGGCUCAUAUCACGAAAGAGCUGUCAGCAGCACAUCAUGCACAGCAGCAGCAGCAACAGCAAUCACAGCAACAGCAGCAAUCACAGCAAACACAACAGCAACAAACCCCGCCCACCUAUGUUAACAUGUCUGAGCUGGCGGCAAUGAAACUAACAAACCAGCAACAGCAACAGCAGCAGCAAUCACAACAACAACAGCAACAACAGCAGCAGCAGCAAUCACAACAUGCAACAACUCCUUUGUUGCAACAACAGAGCAGCAUUGAUUCGAUUUGUUCACAGCACUCGAAUGAUUCGUCAACGGGUUCGUUGCAGCAACAGUUGUUGCAGCAUCAACAGCAAUUGCAGCAAUCGCACAUUAGCAACAAUCAUCAGCAAUCCGCACAUGGCAGUGGCCUCGGCACACGCUCCCAUUCCAUAUCCUCGUCGGUGUCCUCGAACACGGCAUCCUCGUUGCAUUCACAUCCAUCCAUCGAUUCAGCUGUUGCAGCCUCGCUUGUGGGCGUUGCUGGCAACACCAACACCAAUACCAACACCAACACGAGCACCACAACGCCCUCUAGCGGCUGUUCGACGCCACAGAAUCACUAUUCACCAUUGUUAACCAACUCACCCACGUCCACUGCUGCAGGUACUCCAAGUGGCGGCAGCAUUGCCAGCGGUCUCGGCUUUGUCUACCAGGUCAGCUCACCCACGCCCCCCGCCUCCGCCUCUGCCUCUGCCUCCAUCUCUGCCAGCGAUGUGCUCAAGAUCACCGAACCGGGUCCAACAACAGCAGCUGUGGAUGCAACUGAUCCUGUCGAGCCGGAUGAGCGUUCCCGUGCCUCGGUUCUGCAGAAGGCAUCCAUGUUUGAGAAGCAGGCAGCAGCUGCUGCAGCUGCAAUCCCAACAGCAACAGCAACCUCAGCAACAGCAACAGCGGGAGCAACAACUGGAGGAGGCGGGGGCAGCGUUGCACGUCGGUCCGAGGAGUUGAGAGCUGUGGAACAACAAGAAAUGGACAAAUCUUUCGAAGACUCGAUUCAAGCAUUAAACAAUUUAAUUGGCGAAUUAGACUCCUUUCAACGUGAGAUCGAUGAGGGCAAGGGCAAGCAGCAGCAGCAGCAACAGCACAGCAGCAACAACAAUCACAGCGGCAACAGCAACAAUAGCGGCAGCAACCACAACAACAACAACAACAAUAGCGGCUCCAGCAGCAACAAUAGCACUGACAACAACAACAGCAACAGCAACACUGAUCUGCUUAUACCCAGCAGCAACAAUGAUUGCUGUGCCAUCAGCAAUCAAACCAAUUCCAGCGGCUGUGGCACCGAUAUAUCCGACACCACGUCCGAGGAACUGGCCGGAGAGGAGAGCGGCAGCCUGGCAGCGGCCCGGCGACAUCAGCAGCUGGGCGCGAGCGACUCGGAGCUGAGUCGUUGCUAUGUGAGCGAGACAAGUUCGCUGACCGGCGGCAUCUUGGCCGGUGGCUAUGAGAAUCCCACAUUUGCCCACUUUGCGGCGAAUCGUGAGGAUGCCUACAAUGGCGGCGACAAUCGCUCCUUGUACGCCUCGGCUGCCGACAGCAUCUCGUUGACGGCCUCGGAUUGCCAGCGACACGCGUAUGUGGACACGUGCAGUGACAACGGCAGCGGCGUUGUUGUCAUCUAUGAUCAUCAGAUACCCAAUACGCCGGACAUUGAGUUUGUCAAACAGAACUCGGAGAUUGUGCUGCUGCGCACCAAAGAUCCGCAACAAUUGCAGUUGCAUGAGAUGCGUGAGCUGCAACAGUUGCCCGACAAUUUGGCCGGCUCGCCAGAAUCGCCGGAUGCAGCGUCCGGAGGAGGGACACGGACACAGCCGGCGACAGCAACAGUGGCGCCCGCCAAGCAGCGACUCUCCUCGUUUCGGGCAUCCAGCGAGCAGCAACUACAGUUGCUGGGACGCGCCAGUCCGCACAGAGGUACGGAUAAGCUUAGGGUUAGUGAAGAGCAGCAGCAGCAACAGCAGCAGCAGGUGAUAGCGAGUGAUAACAGCAGCAACAGCAAUGUUGCUGCCACAGCGCGACGCAAGUUGCCGCCAAAGCCAGCGAUUGAGGCGAUUGGCAGCAGCAAUAAGCCAGUGAUACCUAGAAAGUUUGACUUUAAGGCCGAUUUAGAUGCCAAAAUACGCAAGCAGAAACAGAAAGUGCAGCAGCAAUUGCAGCAGCAGCAGCAACAACAGCAGCAACAGCAAGAGCAGCAGCAGCAGCAAUCAGCACAACAACAACACUUACCACAAUCGCCCCAAACCAACAACACAACCACAACAACAACAGCAAACUGUAAUGUCACUAAUAAAACUGCCGUUAUUGCAUCCGCAUCCUCAAACCCAAAUCAUAGAAUGCCACAUCAAACAGCAACAACAUACAAUCAUGCGCCAUACAAAAUGCCCACAGCAACAACAUCAUCAUCAACAACAGCAACAUGCUCGUUAACAGCAACAUCACCUGGGGCCAAGUUUGCAUUGCCAUUAUCAUCAUCAUCAUCAUCAUUGUCAUCAGCAUCAUCAUCAUUAUUAUUAUCAACAAGUGCGCUUGCGCCCGCAUCGCUGCCUCCGCCCAAUGUGCCCGCUAAACCAAUGCCAACAACAACCACCACAACAACAACAACACCACAACCACCUCAACCACCCAAUUCAUAUGCGUACUCCAAUCUCAAUGCCAAUCCCCAUGCCAAACCGUGCAUAACGCCCAGGCCGGCAUCUCUGUCGGGAGUAGGAGCAGGAGCAGGAGGAGCCGGAGGAGCAGGCAGCUCAACACGCAUCGCACGUCGUUCAUCCAUUAAUCAGGCCAAGCCACCGCCGCCAGUGAGACGCAGUUCAUCGGUGACACCCAGUCCCAACAAUGUGGCAGGUGUUGGGCAGCAACACAGCAACAGCAGCAGCAACAACUCACAUGCAUACCACCAAUCGCAGCAGCAGCAGCAACAAUCUCAAUCGCUGAGCAGCUCCCACGAGCACUUGCCACCGCCGCCCGCAUUUAUGUUGGAGGCAACAACUGCUUAUUCCACAUCGCCCACACCACCGCCGCCAACAUCGAUGCCCAGCUCGGCGCUUAAGGUGUCGGAGACGGUGCGUGCUCUGGCGGCAAUGCGGCAUCAACCUGCCUCACCUGUUGCACUGCGACGCAUGCAACAGCAGCAGCAACAACAGCAGCUACAACAGCAACAACAGCAGCAGCAGCAGCUACAACAGCAACAACAGUCUUUAUUGCAGCCCAUGCACAAGCCUCCCCUUAGCGAUGAUGCUGAGUACGAAGCUUAUUACAAUUCCUAUAUGGAGCUGCAUGCCUAUGCUCAUGCCUUAACCCCAGCAACACUGCAGCAACAUCAACAGCAGCAACAUCCACGCCUUACACAGCAACAUCAUCAUCAUCAUCAUCAUCAGCAGCAGCAACAACAACUACAUGAACAGCUGCCACCAACGCCGCCUCCAUAUCAUGGUCCACCGCAGGUAGAUGCCGCCUCGUUCCGCACUUCAUCGCCUAGCGGCAGCAUCUAUGCGCAACCGAAGGUGAUGAGCAACAUGUCCAGUUUUCGCACCAGCAGCCCCAGUCCAAAUGGACAUGCUCAUCCACUGCCUCCGACACAGCCCAAGACGAAUCCGAAUCUGAUAGCACAGCUUAAUGCACGACUCAACAGCAAGCAGCAGCAGCAACAACAGCAGCAGCAACACCAUCAGCAACAGCAGCACCAGCAGCAGCAGCAACAUAUUGCCGAGGGCAUCUAUGGCAAUGCUGGCGGCGGUGAAUCCAUUUACAUGCGUGGCGGCAAUGGCAUCGGUUUGUCCAUGACACAGCAGCAGCAGCAACAGCAGCAACACUACGACGCAGCUGCGCCAGCAACAGCAGCAAACAUGCGACAACAGCAACACCAUCAACAGCAGCAGCAUUAUACAUGUCCGCCGCCGCUUGAAGAUCCGCCACCGCCGCCCAUUUAUUCAGCAACCAUGCCCAAAAAAUUGGCACGCCCCAGUGUUGGUCACAGCAAUAGCAAUACCAACAGCAACAUGGGCAAUCAUUUGGUCAACGCAUAUGCUGCAGCUUCCAAUAGUUCAACGUUGCCCAAAAACAUAUUACAACAGCAACGUUUACAGCAGCAACAGCUACAACUACAGCAGCAGCAACAAUUGCUGCAGCAACAGCAACAAUAUCAACAGCCAACAGGUAUCGGCGUUGGCAAUGGCAACGCUAAUCAGCGACCACCCAUGCCGCUGCCACAGCAGCAGCAACAUCAACAUCAACAGCAACAUCAACAGCAACAGCAGCAACAACAACGUCAGCCACCCAUACCAUCGCGUCAUUCCAGUGUACAACAAAAGAUAUUCGUUUCAACGAAUCCAUUCAUACAAACGACGGCCGUCAAAUUUCAUUCGCCAUCGUCGUUGCACUCAACGCCAGCUGCUUCUCCCACCUGCGGUUCACCCGCAUCAGCAACUAUGGCCAGCAUUUAUGGCACAACGGCGCGUGGCGGCGCUGCACAGCAAUAUCACCACCAGCAGCAGCACCACCACCAACAGCAGCAACAACAACAGCAACAUUUGCAGCAGCAACAGCAACAACAUUAUUACCGUGAUGUUGCUGGCGGCAACAGCAAUGGCAGCGCUGUUUAUUAUGCCAGUCACAACAACGCCCACGGUCAUGCAAAUGCGAAUGUGAAUGUGAAUUCGAAUGCGAAUGCGAAUGCGCAUACGCCCCAUAUGCCCCAUGUCCAGGCACAUCAUUCAAACUAUGCCACAAGCACCAAUAUCGAAAAGACUGGCAGCAUACGUGCCAAGACCAAGGCUGAAUUUCUCGAGAAUCUCAAUGCGAAGUUGGCCAAGCAGGGCAUGUCUGGACGUGCAUUUGCAGUGCGAAAUCUGAUCAAUAGCAAGGCCCUGCCGGAUCCGCGCAUUUGUCAUGAGUCACUAAUGGAUCAAAUAAAACGUGGCGCGACCCUCAAACGGAAUCAGAAGAUCAACGAUCGCAGUGCGCCCAAAAUACAUUAAUUAUCGAAUAUUAUUUAUUAUUAAUCCAAAUUGAAAUAUGAGGCGGCGUCGCCUGCUCGAUUGCAGGUCGCAGAGUUUGGUUUGAAACUAAGAAACUCGUAUAUAAAAUAUAUAACUAAAACUACAUACGAUAAACCACGUUACACACAUAUGAUAAAAGAAACCAACUAUACGCAUACAGAAUAUAACUAAAUACUAAUUAUAUAUUUACAAAUAUAUAUAAUGAACAAAAACGAAGCAAAUCAAAAAGGGUUCUUGAAAAUUCUCCAGUUGCAAAAGUUAAAAUUCGCAUUUUUUUCUCUGAUUUUGUCGCUAUAAAUAUAACCAUAAAUAUAUAUAUAGAUAUACACAUAUUAUAUAGUUAUUAUCAAAUGUAUUUAAGAAACUACCUUUUUGUUAAGUGAAACGUGAAAAGUGGAAGACAAUUGAAGUUGUGUUGGAUAAAAUUACUUUCAUGGAUUAUUUAUUUAUAAUUUCAACUCGAAUUUACUGUUAGUGAUCCUUAGUUGCUGCGCCCUUAUUUAAUAUUAUUUAUAAUUUCUAUUUGUUUAUGUAAAUAUCUAUGAUUUAAUAUACAAUACAAAACUAAUAUGACGCCUAAUAAAUGAACUUGUCGUAUCUAUCUAUAAA
Messenger RNA from Drosophila innubila, 8402 nucleotides. RefSeq names its product myb-like protein I (gene mim). The coding region runs from base 1338 to 7772 and encodes 2144 amino acids. The record is from RefSeq and is a predicted model, not a curated record. Gene Ontology annotation, biological process: plasma membrane organization; cell projection assembly. The transcript has 19 exons. NCBI's taxonomy places the organism in Eukaryota, Metazoa, Arthropoda, Insecta, Diptera, Drosophilidae. Gene Ontology annotation, molecular function: phospholipid binding; actin binding. Gene Ontology annotation, cellular component: actin cytoskeleton; cytoplasmic side of plasma membrane.